AUGUGGUUAAUAAAAGUUUCUUUAUCCAAGACUAACGAUGAUUUCCCAUCUGACAUUUCGUUCUGGAUAAAGAUUCAUGGUCUCCCCCUUCACUAUUGGACCGACGGAGCUCUUCACGCUAUUGGAUCGGAUCUUGGAGUGGUGGAAACUAAAGACGUCGACCAAGGGAGAGUUAGAGUCCGUAUCAAUGGUUUGAAACCACUUGAGAUGCAACUGGACAUCACACUCCCUUCUAGUGGAACAAAGAAAGUCGAACUCCAUUAUGAAAAAUUAGAAAAACAUUGUUUCUUAUGUCAUUCCCUCUCUCAUGAGGAAUCUGAGUGCUCCCAAAGAAAUGCCCCAGCUGUGAAUCGAACCUCAAGCAGAGGAAUCAACCACGCCCAAACCAUUGAGAGCCUUGAAUCCUAUCGAAGGGCUAGAGAUGACAGGAAAAUAGAAAGAGGCAGAUUUGUUGAAGCCUCGCGCAGGGAAGCGGAUUACCACCGUCGAAGAUCUGAUAUCCACUAG
Molecule: messenger RNA, 507 nt
Organism: Brassica oleracea var. oleracea
Lineage: Eukaryota; Viridiplantae; Streptophyta; Magnoliopsida; Brassicales; Brassicaceae
Exons: 1
Coding region: 1-507 (168 amino acids)
Source: RefSeq, a predicted model, not a curated record